CAGAAAGGUUGUCCGAGCAGGCAACGACAAUACUUGCGAAGAGACACCUGUCAGCUUGCUGCAUACUUCAAGUCUGUGAGGGCUGCUCCUUGGCCGGACCCAAUCGCAUACAAAUCUUACAAUGAACGCUCUCUUCAACGCUGCCUUGCGGCAGUCUACGCAAAUCCGCAAAGAUCUCGAUCAGUUUGCUGACAGCGCCGCGCCCUCACCGCAACUGCAAGCUCAGCUCAAUGCAUCCUUGGCAACCUUCUCCCGUACAACCGACGAUUAUGGCAAGCUUGCGAAGCAGGAACCUGUGCAGACAAAACAAGAGAAAGCUUUCGAGCGGCUAAAGAACUUUCGCAACGAGCUAGAUGAAUAUCGAGAGAGUUUCAAACGGAUCAAAAACGCAAAUGAAGAUAUUAGAACGACAGAAGCACGCACAGAACUUCUUGGGCGCCGUCCGCACCAUGCUGCCACACCCGAGAAUCCCUACGCCCAAGCGAACAUCAACGCAAGUGCACAUUCACCCUUUGCACCCUCACAGCCGCAGAACCCCAACGCGCCAUACCAGCCGAACCCAUACUCUGCUGGCGCGCCACAGGGCGGUGCUUACGACAGGGAAGGCCAUGUGCUGCGCGAGAACGCCUUCUUCAGCCAGACCUCGAACCAACUCGACGACUUUCUCGAUCGAGGCCGCGCCGUGCUGGGAGAUCUGGGUCAGCAAAGGGAGAUGUUGAAGGGCACACAGAGAAAGCUAUACAGUGUGGCAAACACACUAGGCAUCAGCGGCGAUACUAUCAGGAUGGUAGAGAGGAGGGCGAUGCAAGACAAAUGGAUCUUCUACGGUGGUGUAAUCAUCUUCUUUCUGUUCUGCUGGUUGGUGAUCCACUACCUGCGAUGAGACAAUUGAAACGGAUCGGGCAAUAUUACUUCAGAUGCUUUAUUUGCUUCUGGGGAGCGUGUAUUUGCGCGUUUUUGUAGGGUUAGCAAGGCGUAUGGCGUAUAACUGCGAUAGCAUGGACUCAUCAGAUCACCUUGCUCGGCUCCGCGUUAGAUUUUUAUGGCAAUGUGACUAUAGUUGCAGUAAAUGUAGUCUCCCGGGUUUCUGCUUUGGGGAGCGAAGUCGAAAAUUGGCUUCGGUAGCAAGCUGGUGUUCGCUGUAGUGUUGACUGGCAAGAACAUGUGCCUGACUCAAAUCUACUAUCUUUUGCGACAACAAUUACUUGUGCUGAUGCUGGACAGGCUGGUGUACAAUAUUCGCGCUUGAAACUAGGCCAACUCGUUUGAGUACUCUAGCCAUGUGCCCCUUACAACGUUUUUGAGUAGGGUUCCCCCAUAGACCUAAU
Boeremia exigua is the source of this 1328-nucleotide messenger RNA. Its product is annotated as v-SNARE protein-like protein Bos1. The record is from RefSeq and is a predicted model, not a curated record. Gene Ontology annotation, molecular function: SNAP receptor activity; SNARE binding. The transcript is spliced from 3 exons. The coding region runs from base 122 to 883 and encodes 253 amino acids. Gene Ontology annotation, cellular component: endoplasmic reticulum membrane; Golgi apparatus; ER to Golgi transport vesicle membrane. Gene Ontology annotation, biological process: vesicle fusion; endoplasmic reticulum to Golgi vesicle-mediated transport. NCBI's taxonomy places the organism in Eukaryota, Fungi, Ascomycota, Dothideomycetes, Pleosporales, Didymellaceae.